GGAGGGCCAGGGGGCAGGCCAGCGUCAGGACGUAAUGUGGGGCAGUGUGGUGUUAAUCCGUGCAGCUUGGUCAUCUGCCGGAACGGAGGCACCUGUGUGGACUCUGGAUCCUCUGUGCACUGUCAGUGUGUGUUUGGAUGGAAAGGUGUUCUUUGCUCAGAGAAAGUGUCGUUCUGUGAUGCUGAGCACAUCCCACCGCCCUCCUGUGCUCGCGGCGCCACCUGUGUGCCCCUUCCUGAUGGAUACACAUGCCAGUGCCCACUAGGCUCUGCUGGACUCUUCUGCCAGCAAGCUGUAUCUAUCACUGAUCAUUUCUUCAGUGGGAAUCAAUCGUCUUGGAUGUCAUUUCCUCCCAUCAACAUAAGGCACAGAACUCAUCUGCAACUGCAGUUUCAAACUCUUUCACCGGAGGGCAUCCUGUUCUACACCGCACGCUACUUGAGCAGUGGCGCCGGUGAUUUCCUCAGCUUAUCCCUAUCAGCUGGAUUUGUGCUGCUCCGCUAUAAUCUGGGAAAUUAAACUAUUGUAUUACAGUCUCCGAAAAGUGUAGAUGUGACCGGCAUGAGGUGGCACACAGUGAAGGCUGGUAGAAAAGGCAACCGUGGCUUCCUGAUUCUAGACGAUGAAGCCGUGACCAGGAACUCUUCGGAGGGCUCGACCACUCUGGAUGUCACCACAGAUAUUUUCAUUGGUGGUGUGUCUUCCCUGAACACAGUGUCCCUGGAUGACACAGAGAAGGACCUGGUGGGAUUCACCGGAGGCAUUCGAGAGGUCAUAGUCAACGGGCAGGACCUUGAGCUUACAGAGACAGGCGCACUGGACGGAGCCAAUGUUGGCGACUGGAACGGGACAGCGUGUGGAUAUAAGGAUGCAUUGGGAUUUAUUGUGACCAAGAAGUUACGAUGAGGACUUUAAAGUUUACUGGAAACUCUUAUUUGAAAUACAAGGAUCCGAAGUACAACUCUAGGAAUCUGAUGUACACCGAGGUGUCACUGAAUUUUUCUACUUCAGCUUGGGACGGUUUGAUCCUUUGGAUGGGGAAAGCAGAGAGUGAAGACGAUGACCAUCUAGCGGUUGGUCUGCAGGACGGUUAUCUGAAGGUUUCAGUCAAUCUUGGUGAGAGAACCGCUCUUCCUCUUGUGCAUCAAAACACUUUCUGCUGUAAUCACUGGAAUUACCCGUCUGUUACUCACAACCGGACUCUCAUCCAGGUCUAUGUGAAUGAGGAAAGAGUCAUUUUUGAAGAUACUGACCCCUUUGAACGGUAUGUACCGGUAAAUUAUGGAGGGGUGAUUUAUUUAGGGGGUUUUGAAUUGAAAAGAGAUGUGGCAUCAGUUACAUCUGGUGUAUUUACUAAAGGGUUUGAUGGGAGUAUUAAACAUGUUUUCUUGUAUCAGGACAUCAGAGAGCUGGAGUUUCUACAAACCAGUGAAGGUUUUGACUGUGCUUAUUGUUGAUAUCUUGAUAUUUGAUUUUAGGUAUUCACGUCUAGAUUUUUUUCACAAAUACAUGCUCAAUGCCCGUUUUUAAGAGGUGAAAUCUGUUGUUUAUCACUGGCAUGGUAAAAUGAUCCUGCAUUAAAGAUGCUUAUGAAAGGUACAAAAAACACUGCAAAAAAUAAUCUCAAAAUGACCACACAAAUGUGUUGUUUGAAGAAACGAAAUGAAGAGAUGAACACGAUCGCAGGACUGUUAUAUAUUUGUGCCUCUUACUGAAUUACCAGUUGAUAUUUGUCCAGAUUUGUUAUUCUUGUUUAUGCCACAGAAAAAACUGUUGACAAUUUUCUACUCUGCACUAACACAACACAACAAAAAAAUUUAUUUUAAAUAAAAUAAUGUGGUGACCUUUCUGAAUUUAUAUAUUAACUACUUGUGAAGGAUUUUAUUCUCAAUGUCAAAACAAAUAAGGU
Sinocyclocheilus rhinocerous is the source of this 1909-nucleotide messenger RNA. RefSeq names its product protein eyes shut homolog. The coding region runs from base 562 to 906 and encodes 114 amino acids. The record is from RefSeq and is a predicted model, not a curated record. The transcript is spliced from 5 exons. NCBI's taxonomy places the organism in Eukaryota, Metazoa, Chordata, Actinopteri, Cypriniformes, Cyprinidae.